Messenger RNA from Lacerta agilis (Sand lizard), 2686 nucleotides. It is a transcript of the gene CSF3R, whose product is annotated as colony stimulating factor 3 receptor. The record is from RefSeq and is a predicted model, not a curated record. Gene Ontology annotation, biological process: cytokine-mediated signaling pathway. The transcript has 14 exons. Gene Ontology annotation, molecular function: cytokine receptor activity; granulocyte colony-stimulating factor binding. Bases 4 to 2526 code for a protein of 840 amino acids. Lineage: Eukaryota; Metazoa; Chordata; Lepidosauria; Squamata; Lacertidae. Gene Ontology annotation, cellular component: signaling receptor complex; membrane; external side of plasma membrane.
UCCAUGGCCUGCAGCAACAUCACCACAGACUCCCCAGUGGUUCUCUUGGGAGCCACAGCAAGAGCUUCUUGCACCAUCUGGAGAAGCUCCUGCCUCAUCCGAGACGAUGAAGAAAUCCAGAUGAUGUGGAAACUGGAUGAAGAGUUCCUGACAGGGACCCAGUACAGUUUACACAACGGGGUAGAAGUCUCCAACAUCACCAUCGGGCCCAUCAAUGAGACCGUGACCACUUUGAGCUGCUAUGUAAAGAGGAAACAGAAGCCACAGAUGAUGAAGGUCAUCCAGAUUCGUGCAGGAUAUCCUCCAGCACAACCCCAAAACCUCACCUGCGUUAUGAAUGUCACCACGAAGAACCUCACGUGCCGGUGGGACCCUGGGCAAGACAGCCUCCUCUCAGUCAGUGUGGCCCUGAAGGGAUCCCGGAAUCAGGGGGUGUGUGAGGUCCCCACAGAGGCCGUCCCCGCAAGCUGCACCCCACUGCCUGGGCAGAACUCCUGCACCAUCGGCCGGGAGAACCUCCUGCUCUACCACCCCAUGAUUUUCUGGCUGUCGGUGAACAACGCCCUGGGAGAAGUGGACUCUGAGCCGCUGUGUGCAGACCCCGUUGAUUUAGCCAAGCUGGACCCUCCAACCCUCCACGCCAUGCAGUCCAUCCCUGAGGAGACUGACUGCAUAUCUGUCAUGUGGGAAGCAGGGAGAGACAGCGAGCACAUGCACCAGUUAUGUGACCUGAGCUACCAGGCAGAGGGCGACCAGGAAUGGAAGCUGGUCCACAAUAUCACCAACCCUACCUGGGAAAGGCAGGAAGUGUGGCAUGUGCGGCACUGCGGCUUCCUCUUUGGAACCCUCUACCACUUCCAGAUGCGCUGCCAGAGAUUUGGUGGAGCCGGCUACUGGAGUGACUGGAGUCCAAUGAUGAACUUCACCACCCAUGAGAAAGCGCCUUCAGGAGAGCUUGAUGCCUGGUGGAAAGUGAAGACCAGGGAGGCAGAGGCAAGAACUGAAGUGCAGCUGUUGUGGAAGCCAAUGAAACCCAAUGAGGCCCAUGGGAAAAUCUUGGGUUACAUGGCCACCCUCAGCACCCGGCGGCACAGCGGGGAGCCAUCGCCCCUGUGCAACACCUCUGAGACGUGCUGCACUUUCUCACUUCCACUUGGAACCCAGAAGAUUUAUCUCACGGCCUACAACGCCAGAGGCUCAUCUCAGCCCACUGAAGUCUACUUGUCUGAGAAGAAAGGUCAACCCGUACCCAAGUUCCAGGCCUCCCCUCACAAUGAGACAAGCAUCUGGGUACACUGGGAUCCCCCAGGGACACCAGCCAGGGGCUACAUCAUCGAGUGGCACAGCAUGACCUCGACAGAAGACUCAUCUGACAGCAAUCACGGUCAAAACAACAUGGGAUGGACCAAAGUGCAGAGUGGCACCGUCACGCAUGCUCUGAUCCAAGAAAACGUGAAACCUUUUCAACGCUACAACAUCUCCAUCUACCCACUCUACAGGGACAGAGUGGGGAUGGCCCAGUGUUUGGAAGUUUACACCAGGCAGAAAGCUCCAUCUGACACCCCCAAACUCCAUCCUGGGAGUAUCAGUAAGUCCACAGCUCAGCUUCACUGGGAACCCAUCCCGGUUGAAAAGCGGCAUGGCUUCAUCACCAACUACACCAUUUUCUGGAACGGCACCAAUGAGGACCUGAACAGUGCUGUCGUGAACUCUUCGGUCGACACCUUCACCAUCGUGGGCCUCUGGCCUUCCAGAAUGUACAGGGUGCACAUCAUGGCCUCAACAGUGGGUGGGAGCACCAACGGUACCAUCCUCACGUUCUAUACCAAGGCGAUUGAUGACAUGGACCUCCCCUUUGUCUACAUGCUGAUUGGGCUCCUCUUGCUGGCGAUUAUUGUCCUGGUCAUCUGUUUCCAGAAGAGCAAGAGGAUGAAAACCCAGUUCUGGCCCAGUGUCCCUGACCCAGCCAACAGCAGCCUCGGCAGAUGGGCACCAGCCAUUCUGCAAGAGGAGAUCCUCCAGGCUCCAAAGUCGUGCGAGCUCAGUCCUGUUGUUGUUUCGGCCAUCUUGGUGAUUGAAGCGGAUGAGAAGAAAUGCCUUUCCUGUGGGAAGGGGGAGCCCGCUAAGGCCCUGGAGGAUGGGCCAAUGACAGCCUCCUUGGAAUCUUAUGUGGGCAAUGCCGAGACCACUCUGCCAGCCAGUGACCCAGCGCCAGCCUCUUAUGUAAACAGCCCGGAGUCUGUCCAAUACGCAAAGGUGUUUGUGGACAGCUACUGCAGCCAACAGAAGGCCUCGCCUAGUUCCUACAGGCGCUGCAACUCCACGCAGCCCCUCCUAAGCGACAGGACGCCCAGCCCAAAGCCCUACGAGAACCUGUGGUUUCACAGCGACCAUCCAAACAGAGAGCUCGACUACAGUUGUCAGGAGGAUGCCGUUUUCCUGGACAGGGCCCUGUUGGAUUUCCCAUUGCUCCAGGGCCUCAAAAUCGAUGGGGAUGAUGACCUAAGCAACUUCCGAAAACUGUAGAACCUGGUUGACGGGGGAGCAUCAAACUGGAGCUGCUUGUGGCUUCUUGCAUUCUUCUUCUCCUCCUUCACUGGAGGAAGCACUGAAUUAUUCCAGCCAAACAUCCAGCCACCUAGAUUUUGUGUCACCCUCUAGAGAGGCUAAGAAAGUGGAGCAGGUG